GUGUAGUUGCACCGAGGUCGUCCUCGCCCUCGACAUCUCAUCGGUAAUUUGUGAGAUUAUCCACUGGAGUUGAAAAAUAAAUCAUCAGGAAAAUCAAAAUGGACUCUACCGAGUCCAAUUAUUGGAGGAAAGAUGAGACGUGAUCAGAUGAAAGCCCCUAGACAUUUUCAGGGACAACAAGUGGGGAAUGCCAUUACAAGGAACUGCGUAUAGCUGUUGUUCCUGAGAAUUUAUACUGGAUUCACAGGAAAAUUCAUGAGACUCUAUUGAUCCUUCGUGAGGAAAUUUCAAGAAAACGAAAAAAAAGUGACAAAUUUCAGUGAAAAAUUACGGAUUCUUCUGACUCGUCAUGGAAAUUCCAAAACUAAUCAGUGUCAAUAGAUAGAGGUUUUAAAAUUCUGUAUUCAUUUUGAAGAAUCAUGGUAUUCCAUCAAUCCCUGGUGAAGCAGAAGAGAGAAAAAAAAUAGCAAUAACCACAAACAUUCGUACAUCGAUACAGCUAUAUGAAAAUCACAGAUUCGGAAUUUUUAGGCUAUAUUUAGUUAUCCUAACACUAAAAAUUGGGAACUUAAAUAUGACCGAAUACGAAGCUUCCAUUCAGAAGCAGAAAGAAGGGUUAACGCACUGAAUGGACCUUUCAGUUGUCAUCAUUGUGUGUCACUAAUCUCCGGUGUCAAAGGAGUCACGAAAAUAUUCUUUCAGCAGAGGGUUUAGAGAUUUGGGGCCCAUGAAGAGGUCAACAAGUGGUAAAAUGAGUGGCAGUGGCCAGAGUUCCUCGGAAAAUGGCACUGACCAUGAGUGUGGAUGGCAGGAGUGUGCUAGCUGGUUAACAAGAUGUGGUGCAUUGCGAGCUGAUCACAAGGCCAAUUGGCCGACAGCAACAGCCUUUGACCUUGCGUACACCCUGAGGGAUGGAGUACUUCUCUGCAAUCUCUUGAAUCUCGUCGAUCCUGGGUGCAUCGACAUCAAGGAUGUCAGCCAGAAACCACAGCUCGCUCAGUUCCUGUGCUUGAGAAAUAUCAAAUUAUUUCUCACCGUUUGCUCAUCGACUUUUGGACUCUCUGAUUGCGAUCUCUUCGAGGCAUCUGUCCUCUUCGAUCUGUCCAAUUUUCACCAGGUGCUCUGCACACUCUCCGCUCUCUCCUAUUCCUCCAGAUUUCGUCGCAAGGGAAUUCCAGGUUUUUCCGUUGGCACAGACAGAUCCCAAGAAGAUGCAUACAAGGACCUCCAGAGUGCAGGAAUCGGACGAGAGAACGAGGGCCGACGGCGGAGGCUACGCAGGAGGGAUGGGGAUGAGGCAGGUAGUGGAUUAGGGGACAGCGAUGAUGCUGUCAACGAGGAGGAUGGGUACGGUGUUUAUUGCAGUCAUGCACAGAGCGAAGAAAUCUACCAGGAUUUGUGUAAUCUCCAUUUUCCACCUCCCCCAUCUUCUGUACAGGGUGGAACGAUUUCCGGUGGUGAAAAACGAGAUUACGUUAUCGAGGAGCUAGUGGAGACCGAGAAGAAUUAUUCAGAGGUGCUGAACAGUUUGAUCCGUCAUUUUGAGAGGCCUCUGGCAUCACUGCUGCGCCCGGAGGACUCAGCAAGAAUAUUUUUCGGCAUCAAAGACCUGGCGGAGAUCCACACGGGUGUUCAUGGUGCCCUGAGGAAGGCCCGCGACGGUGCAGCGAUAGCCCAGGUGUUUCUCGAUUGGAGGGAAAAAUUUCUCAUUUACGGUGACUACUGCGCUAAUUUGACUUUAGCCCAGAACACACUCCAGGAGGCGUGUGCCAAGAAUGAGCUGGUGAAUCAGGAGGUGAUAAAGUGCCAGCAAGAGGCGAAUAAUGGUAAAUUCAAGCUGAGGGAUAUACUGUCAGUGCCUAUGCAGAGGGUUCUGAAGUAUCACCUUCUGCUGGAUAAACUCGUUGAGGAGACGCCCAAUGAGUGGACUGAUGAUGUCAGACAGCUGGGGAAGGCCAGGGAAGUUAUGGUUGAUGUUGCACAAUAUAUCAAUGAAGUUAAGAGGGACUCUGAUACUUUGGACAUCAUUGAGCACAUUCAGGCGUGUAUUGUUGAUUGGGAAGUUGCUCAGGACACCCAUCUCAAGGACUUUGGCCGUUUACUUAGGGAUGGUGAGAUGAAAGUUAAGGCGCAUGGAGAUCAGAGGGUUAAGGCUCGUUAUGUAUUCGUCUUCGAGCAGGCGGUGCUCGUGUGUAAAGCAGUCAGGGGUGAGCAAUAUUGCUACCGCGAGACCCUGAAACUCGAUGAUUAUCGGCUGGAGGAUCUCGUUACGCGGAAGACUCUCGGCAAGGACUGCAGGUGGUCGUAUCAGUGGCUUUUAGUUCAUAAACAGGCGUACACUGCUUAUACCCUUUAUGCCAAGACCGAUACACAGAAGCAGAGGUGGAUCAAAGCUCUUGAGGAUGCCAUUGAUAAUGUCAGUCCAGCUGCCUGUCGGCAGACUACUCACAAAUUUCGAUUGACCACUUUUGAAACAGCCAGAAGCUGCCAGAGGUGUGGAAAAUUCCUUAAGGGCCGGAUUUUUCAGGGCUACAGUUGUGAAGUCUGUCGACUUGCUGUCCACAAACAGUGCAUUUUCUACUCUGGACGGUGCAUGCUGGUGCCACCACCACCUCCACCACCUCCUCCAGUUCCCUGUGAGCGUGCGCUGUCAGCUAAAUUGUGGUUUGUUGGAGAAAUGGGAAGAGAUCCAGCUGCUCAUAAACUGGAACCCAGAGAGGAUGGGACGUACAUGCUGAGGGUACGACCAGCGGGACAACAGAGAUUAAAACAUGAAACCAAUUAUGCACUGAGUAUCAAGGCUUAUGGUGCAGUGAAACACAUCAGAGUCUUCAAGAGGGACGUGGAGGGUGCUGACCUGUAUUACCUGAGUGAAUCCCGUUUCUUCAAGAGUGUCGUUGAAUUAGUGGAAUAUUACGAACGUGCGUCUCUCUCCGAGAAUUUCGAAAAACUCGAUCUCCGACUCCUGUGGCCCUUCAGGAGGGUUUUGGCGAAGGCGCUAUUUGAUUUUCGACCUGUCGAGCGCAAUCAAUUGAAUCUACGAAGGGGAUGUCGAGUGGUGGUCCUCAGCAAAGAGGGAGACGCCAGGGGCUGGUGGAAGGGAAAAAUUGGGGAUCAGGUGGGAUUUUUCCCCAAGGAGUACGUCGAGGAGGAGUGAGCUACCAGUGGCCCUAGUAUAG
This is a messenger RNA of Fopius arisanus, 3179 nucleotides long. RefSeq names its product Vav guanine nucleotide exchange factor (gene Vav). The transcript has 8 exons. The record is from RefSeq and is a predicted model, not a curated record. Lineage: Eukaryota; Metazoa; Arthropoda; Insecta; Hymenoptera; Braconidae. Gene Ontology annotation, cellular component: cytoplasm. Gene Ontology annotation, molecular function: guanyl-nucleotide exchange factor activity; protein binding. Gene Ontology annotation, biological process: cell migration; regulation of GTPase activity. Bases 728 to 3157 code for a protein of 809 amino acids.